CAGAAAAUCCUGAUAAAUAUGCCAAAUAUAUUGCAAGAAAACUAAUUCCAGAUGAAAUAUCAUCAUCGAGGUCUUGUAAAGAAUUGACUGAAUUUGAUAAGAAUCCUCAUCUAAUAAAAUAUUGUCAUCAAGUUUUUGUGAAGAACUAG
Molecule: messenger RNA, 149 nt
Organism: Funneliformis mosseae
Lineage: Eukaryota; Fungi; Glomeromycota; Glomeromycetes; Glomerales; Glomeraceae
Source: the annotation of a GenBank genome assembly